AUGGACGCUCGGCGAGCUAGCAGCCCUCGACACUGUGCUGCCAGCGCCCGGGAGGGCUCGGACCCCUCACCAAGAAGAACGACACAGACCUCAACCCACAGUCCAGCACGGGAAGAAAAGAGGUGGGCAAAUCACAGGGGACUGUACUCACACCACCCGAGGUGCCUCCAGAAGAAUGGGGGUUGGCGACGAAGCCCCUUCAGCCCUCUCACCGAGCAGCGGAGCUGGGAUUUUGUUAAGCAGGGACUGUGGUAUCGGCUGAAGCCAUUGAUAUGGACACUGAACACAACUGCUGCCCGAAUGACUGUAAGGCUAGCUCCACAGGAGGGUAAUAUCUAUGUUUAG
Messenger RNA from Pelobates cultripes (western spadefoot toad), 345 nucleotides. NCBI's taxonomy places the organism in Eukaryota, Metazoa, Chordata, Amphibia, Anura, Pelobatidae. The record is from the annotation of a GenBank genome assembly.